This is a messenger RNA of Exophiala xenobiotica, 1002 nucleotides long. RefSeq lists its product as uncharacterized. The record is from RefSeq and is a predicted model, not a curated record. NCBI's taxonomy places the organism in Eukaryota, Fungi, Ascomycota, Eurotiomycetes, Chaetothyriales, Herpotrichiellaceae. Bases 1 to 1002 code for a protein of 333 amino acids. The transcript is spliced from 2 exons.
AUGUCCAAGCUUCCGCCCAUCACGAUGAAAUCGAAGAACAACCACUGUGAGAAGAAACGUGGCCGCCUCUUGGAGCUUCCGUACGAAAUACGAGCAUCCAUUCUCCAUCUGUCUCUGCAACCUUCGUCUCGCUCGAUCUACGUGGGACGCCGGGAACGCUGGAACUUGAUCGAAGGGCGCAAAGUAUUACUAGGAUCUUGUCCUUCCAUCCUGACUACUUGUCGGCAAGUCUACAGAGAAUGUCUGAAUGUGCUUCAAGACAAGCACGCAACCUUCGUCCUGCACCUGAGGAAGGGCAUGCACAGUCUGCCCUCGAACCUGUCGUACCGCAAGCACGUUCGGCGGCUCACACUUGCCAUUCUAGCGAAGAGCAAUCGCAAAUCCAGGCUGGAAAUCUACCUGCCGAUGACACUGGAACGUUUGACCUUGCAGAUGGAGAAGACCUUUCCCAAUCUCCAGCAUCUGAGUCUAACACUAUGUGUCCGGAGUCCCAGGGUCCCCACCCGAGUUCCAAAGUUCUCCUGCUUGCGGCUUACCGGUCUUGGUUCUGCAUACCUACUGGAGGCCCAAGAUAUCUCGAGUGUCAUUUCAGCUAAUUCGAGAUUACACAUCCGAGGUGUGCCGCAUUGCUCGAGAAUGUCCCCGGACCGCCCUCAACGACAAGCUUGGAUGGAAUUAUCUGACCGGCCCCACAAUGAAUCGGUGGCUGUUCAACAUGCUUCCACUGGACAGCUGGCACCAAUGCAUGAUACAUCGACAAGGAUCGCAUCCCUCCUCCGGCGAGAGAAGACUAGCAUGAGACCUCUAAUUGACGUCUUGCCUGACCUUUUCCCACAGGUCCAGAGUAUACAAUUCUAUAGAAAACUGACAUGGCGCUUGAGUCUGGUUUCUUACGAGAUCUUGGAUACCAAUGAAGCCGAAGAGACAGCUGUUCCACGACUUACAAGGAGAAGGACGAUUGGAUUAACGGAUGACCAGCUUCCUUUUGCACCAGAAGCUUGA